AUGAUGCCUUCCUUUGUCAAAUUGAAGCUUCGGCGAGAUUCUCUUCAAGCUCCCCUCAUUGCUAUUGUAGCAUUACUAUCUGCAUGGUUCAUCGCCCUCAUCAUCCUCCCACAAUGCAAACCCGCCAUUGCCUCAGCCCGCCAAAACCUCCCUUCCAUCGCCAUCGACUGGUCCCCCAACAAUGAUCCUCGAAAGAACUACAACGCCUCCAAGGUAGCGCUCAUUAUCGAACCCGAGCCCCUACCGCUUCUCGUCCCUCUCAUCCUCCACAUGAUCGGUGUUGUGCCGCCAGACUGGCGAUUCAUCUUUGUCGGAUCCAAAAAAAGCGUGUGGACUGUCGGUCGAGCGUUUGGAAUACAGGUUCAGCAGGGUUUAGGCAAGAUUGAGAUGAUGCAGCUGCCGCAGCCAUGGAAGAUUAGAUCGAGGGAGGAUAGAAGUCGUCUUCUUACUGAUACGAGAUUCUAUGACGAAUUCCUACCUGGGGUUGAGUGGCUCUUAAUGUUCAGCUCGGACAGUAUUUUAUGUGCCAACUCGGAGUUGAGCCUAAAUGACUGGCUGGAUUAUACUUGGGCUGGUGCUACAGACAACAGAGAAAACAAGAACCUCGCAGUCUACGGCGACCUCUCUCUCCGUCGCGUCUCAGCCAUCAAGCAGAUCCUAAGCUUCCAAUCACGAUACAACGACAGCGCAACUGAUGACUCAUGGUUCGGCCCACGCCUCGAAGUCCUCCCAGAUGCAAAGCUAGCCAUGACCUCAGAUCGACCGUUCGCUGUUCAGAACAAUAUCACCUUGCAACCGAUGGGGUACAACCUUCGAGCCCAUGGGGAUCAGGUCGACAAAGAGGUCUGGAAGUUCCCUGAAGCUAGGAAAGAGGCUUUGAAGUAUUGCCCGGAGAUACAUAUUAUUCUUAGCAUGAAGCUUGAGAAGGAGAGAUGUCCUGGGGAUAAUCGCAUGGGUCAGAUUGUGGCGUCGACGACUACGGCCGAAGCCGCUUCAACUACUUCAUAG
Fusarium subglutinans is the source of this 1008-nucleotide messenger RNA. RefSeq lists its product as uncharacterized. The transcript has 3 exons. The record is from RefSeq and is a predicted model, not a curated record. Lineage: Eukaryota; Fungi; Ascomycota; Sordariomycetes; Hypocreales; Nectriaceae. Bases 1 to 1008 code for a protein of 335 amino acids.